Molecule: messenger RNA, 2522 nt
Organism: Hyphopichia burtonii NRRL Y-1933
Lineage: Eukaryota; Fungi; Ascomycota; Pichiomycetes; Serinales; Debaryomycetaceae
Gene: LIG1
Product: tRNA ligase
Exons: 1
Coding region: 9-2522 (837 amino acids)
Biological process (GO): tRNA splicing, via endonucleolytic cleavage and ligation
Cellular component (GO): nuclear inner membrane
Molecular function (GO): ATP binding; RNA ligase (ATP) activity; GTP-dependent polyribonucleotide 5'-hydroxyl-kinase activity
Source: RefSeq, a predicted model, not a curated record
GUGGAAUAAUGAAGAUUGAUACCGAGGAGCAGGUGGCCGACCUCAUUUCCAAACUAGAAGAGGCUACAAAGCUAAAGAAGAAUGGCCGUUGUCUUAAAUCUACGCAUUCAUUACCCAUAGCACAUGAACCAGUGCAGAGUUGGAAAUUUAACGAAUGGGACUAUGGUAAAGAGCAGAAAAUCCAGCUUCCUUGUAAAGCUAGAGGCUUAUUCACCAUUGGUAACAGAAUAGUUGUUCGUGGGUAUGAUAAGUUUUUCAAUGUGAACGAAAUACCAGCCACUAAAACUCAGUCAUUGAAGUCAAAGACUCAACCGUCUUACGAUUUAUCUUUGAAAGAAAAUGGUUGCAUUAUAUUUAUAUCAGGUUUGGCCAAUGGGGAGCUUAUUGUUUGCUCUAAACACUCGGUUGGGGCUAGGGAUGAUUUGACUAGAAAUCAUGCAGUUCAAGGGGAACUUGAAAUCAAUAAACAGUUAAAACGUCUAGGUAAAUCAACAAAAGACUUGGCCAUUCAACUUUAUGAAUUAAACUUAACGGCAGUGGCAGAACUCUGCGAUGACGACUUCGAAGAACACGUGUUGGAGUAUUCAAAGGAAAACUCUGGGUUGUAUUUGCACGGCUUAAAUUAUAAUACUAUUAAAUUUCAAACCUGUCCAAUUCCCGAAGUAAAUGAUUUUGCAAACAAUUGGGGGUUCAAGAAGAUUGAUUCAUUUCAAAUAUCGGGUUGGGAUAAACUUUGGGACUUUUUAAAUCAAUGUGCUAUAAGUGGAACAUAUCAGAAUAGAGAAAUUGAAGGUUUUGUUAUUAGAACAAAACUCAAUGGUACUAAUGAUGAUUUCUUUUUCAAGUUUAAAUUCGAAGAACCAUACUUGUUGUAUCGUCAAUUUAGAGAAGUUACCAAAAAAUAUAUAAGAGAUGCCAAUAUCCUUAAAAUAAUCCAAGGUAUAAAGAAGCAUAAAUUUAUUACAUUGAAAUACCUUGAGUUUAUUCGUGAUUACUUUAACAAAUACCCUGAAUUGAAAGACGAUUAUUUGAAAGGUUUUGGGAUUAUUAAGAUGCGUAAACUAUUUUUGAAAGAGAAUAACUUGAGUGAAACAAGUGGGAUGGAUUUGAUUGGCAUCGAUGAAAAACAGUCUCAAAAUGUUGAUGAGACUAAAAAGUUGGAAGAAAAAUUGGCAAGCUUAUCACUCAAUUCAAUAAAGACCUACAAAUACAUACUAAUCCCAAUUGCAACUAUUGGAUGUGGUAAAACUACCACAUUUCAAACAUUAACAAACUGUUUCCCUCAUUGGAAGCAUGUUCAGAAUGAUAAUAUAGGUAGUGGGAAACAAGCUAAAAUUCAAUUAGUUGAUCAAACUUUAACUUAUUUAGAGGAUAAAGAUUGUAAGUUGGUCUUUUGCGAUCGUAAUAAUCAUCAGUUUAGAGAACGUGAUCAAUUACUAAAAGAUUUUGAUAAGCACAGAAUUAAUCAUUUGUCUUCUGACAUUGGUUUGAAAUAUGUGGCUAUCAAUUUUAUCAAAAAAGAUUUAACCGAAGACCAAUUAUGGAAUAUUACUUAUGACAGAAUAGUCAAAAGAGGCGAUAAUCACCAAUCAAUCAAAUCUUCAACUGAUUCGAAAUUAGCUCAACUGAUUAUGAAGGGCUUCAUUAAAAGAUUACAACCGUUAAAUACAGAAAGACAUCCUGACUGUGAGUUUGACUUGGUGAUUGACAUGGAUAUUGAUGACAAUUCGUCUAAGUCAAAUGCUACCAAAAUAUUAAAUAAACUAAGUAGCGAAUUUCCGGAUUUAUUCGAUAAACAAAAUUUACCUUCAUCAGAUAAAAUAGAUGAAGCUUUCCAAAAAGCCUUGGAGUACAAACCGGUGUUCACCAAAACCUUUGGUAGGUCGUCUGCCCAAGCGAGUUCUAAGAAAACAGACUCAAAUCAAAAGAAGAAAAAAAAAUCAAUAGCGUAUUACGGAAUAGGAAUUAACGAUACCCAAAAGUUCAAACAUUUAAUUAAUGAUAAAUUGGUCAAUAAUGAAACUUGGAUCCAAUUAUGCAAACAAGAUAGGCUUCAGCCAAAUUAUCAUGUUACAUUAUCACACAUAUUGUCAGUUAAGGAUGACGAGAAGCUAAAAAUAAAAUGGGAUCAAUUAACUGAUCAACUACAAAUCAAAUCAGAUCAACUUAAUGAUGAAUGUGACGCUGUCCCAGUAAAAUUCUUUGGAGAUAUCGGAUUGAAAAGAAUAGUUGUAGUUUCAAAUAAAUUGGUUACAGUUGAAGCCGAAUUAGUCAGGUCAUUAAACGGGAAUUUCGAAGAACUUGACCAAUUUCCCUAUACCAACAAAUAUCUUCAUGUUACAUUAGGUACGACAGAACCGGAAAUAAAACCAUUCUUAUCCAACGUUUAUAUUGAAGAAUUACACAACUCGCUUAGCAAGGAAAGUAUCGAGGACGGAAUAUAUACGGUAAAAGAGGAUACAGUUGAGGUUAUAAACUUCAAUACAAUUCUAGAAAAACAGCAAUGCUUCUAUCAUUUCUAA